AAAUUAUUUUCAUUGAAAAGGAAAGCAGUGUCAGGAAGUGUGGCAGGAUGUGCUGCUGUUUCCUGUUUCGUUUUUCAGUGUCCAUUCUAACUUAGGAAGUCAGAUUUUUUAAUUAAUUUUCAUCUUCACAUCAACAAUAUGGAUAUUUCUAAACAAAGACCUAAAGGUAUUUCUAGCACUAAUAUAUCAACAAAAAUAUUAUUGUUGCUUAUUAUUACUCCUAUGCUACUAAGUGCUUCAAAUACUUUCUACAUUGAAGAAAUUGAAUGCCAGUGUUCUGGGACAUCAGCUGUGUGUCGUGGUACUUCUGAAGAUGAAGACGAAAUUCAGAGGCUUUUAUCGACUUUGCUUCAGAAUUGUUCAUCCAUUAAUGAUUUGUUAGAUCUUACUCUAAAUAUAGAAAAAAUCGAAACAUUGCCUAAUAAAUCAUUUAUAUCCUUUAAAUUGCAAAACUUAACUCUUGGUUAUGGUUUAGAAACACUGUUUCAAGAUUCCUUUGAUGGCUUACAGUCUUCACUGAUAAAUUUAAAUUUAUCUCACAAUGACAUAGAAUUCUAUGGUUCUCCUUUUUCCAUGCUGCAGAAUUUGAAGGAACUUAAUUUAGAUUUCAAUAAUCUUAGAGAACAGGAUUUUAGCACUUUUGGAAAUAUAAAUAAAUUAGAAGUUCUUAGCAUUGCUGGAAACCAUUUAAGUAGUUUACGGACUAAUUUUUUGGAAAAUAUGACUGCAAUUCAAAGUUUGAUCUUAGAUCAGAAUAAAAAUAUCACUUCAUUUUCUAAAAUAAAUAUUGUUUCAUCUACUCUUAUAAAUUUAUCUGCUAAGAAUUGUGCUAUUGAAGGAUCUUUGGAAAAUGAUUCAUUGUCUGGUAUUGCUAAUUUGAAACAUGCAGAUUUCAGCUCAAAUAAGUUAAUUCGAGUAAAUGCAUUUGCCUUGGACAAGUUACAUUAUUUGGAAGCUUUAAAUCUGAGUUACAAUAAGAUUGAAACCUUAAAAGAUUAUAGUUUUGCUUCUUUACAUAAUUUAAUAGCAUUAGACUUAAAAGGGAAUGAGAUAAAGGAAAUAGAAGUAUUUUCUUUUGUUAAUUUGACAAAGCUGAGAAUCCUGAAUUUAGCAGAUAAUAAACUAGAAGUCAUAAUGGAAAAAUAUACUUCAGAUCUGUAUUCUUUAGAGAAAAUCAACCUUGAAAACAAUGAGAUUCAUAUUGUAAUGCCUGGCAGCUUUUCUACAUGCAGACAGCUGAAAGAGUUGUUAUUAAGAGGAAAUGCUUUUCAUUGUGAUCUUUGCGAUCUAAUGUACAUUGUUGGCUUUCUUACCAAUGAUACUUUGUUUAAAAAAGAAGAUGCGGAUGCCAUCACCUGUGCUGCACCAGAUGAAAUGAAAGGUAUUCCAUUGACUAAAGUUCCACCUGAAUCAUUAGAUGAGAUAUGUGAACCUGAUGAGUCAACAUCUGAAAUGUCCACAACCAUCAUCCCUACAACAGAAAAGACAAUUACCGAUUAUACUCAAACUACUGACAAUAGUUUUGCCCACACAGACGAUUUAUUCAGUAUUGAUGUAUCUACUCUAUCGGGAGAGACGGAUACUAGUUCAGUAACUCCAAUAAUUACUCCCGAGAGCACCUCUGAAGUAACUGAUUCUACAUAUGAAACAACUAGAUUAUCCAUUAUCAGUAGUACUGCCCAAACACCUUUCCUCACUGUACCUGGAUCAACUGAAAUUAGUACUGAAGUAACUACAUUAAUUACAGAAAGUACUACUGGAAUCAAAGAGAUAACAGUUUCGUCAACUUCAUAUGAUAUCAUAGAUGUUACAUCUGAAUUAAGCUCAAAAAUAGAAAAAAGUGAAACAAGUAGUGCUACAGAUAUUAUAUUACCAUCUAUGCCACAAACUACCAUAGCUAAAGCAUCAGAAAUUACUGAAAAUACUUCUACAUUAACAGAUAUUACUUCUGAAAGUGAAAUGGAAAAAAAUACAACCACUGAAAUAAUUAUGUUAGCCAUAUCUGAAAGCAAUACAGCUGGAAAUGUUGGAACAUCUGCCCAAAGUACUUCUGCAUCAACUAUUUUGCCAACAACCGAAAUAACAAAAGAAACAACCUUUCCGAACACAAUUGAAAUGACAACAUCAAUCAACAAACUCACUUCAAUAUUGUUGCCUGAGACAGAGGGAACAACUAUUUCUGUGACUGUUACAUCAACCAAUAUCGCUACUGAAUCACCAUUAGCUUCAAGUGGCAAAACUGAUUUAUAUGAAAAAGAAACAAGCCAAAUUAAUACUGUAAGUACUCAAACUGAUUUCACCUCAACUGAUAUGGUAGUUUACAACGAAUCUACUAAAGUAUUUACAACUGCACUUCCUACUAAAAAAACAUCAGAAUCUCAAAUGAUUCGUAUAAUAGAUUCUUCUGUAUCAGAUGACAAAAUUUGUGUUAAAUGGGAUAUGAAAUGGAAAAUUUUAAGCAAGCAGUGGAUUAUAAAAGAAUUGAAAUGUAAUGUAGAAAUACAACAUUCUAAAGGAAAACAGUAUGUAUAUUUUAAAAACUGUCCAACAAGUGAAGAUGAAAUACAAGAAUGUGCUAUUAUUGAAAACAAAUAUUUGAAUAACAUGUAUAGAUUCUGUAUAAAUGUAUAUAUUAGUCACUUUAAAAAUCUGAAGUCUUGUUCAAAAUAUCAUCCUCCAACUACCACAGAAAAAUCAUUUAAAUAUUCUACAAUAGAUUCAUCAACACUAAAAUCUCAAUCUCCAACGAAAGAAACAUUUGUCCCUUUUAAAGUUCUAAAAUUUGAUGCAACUUUUAAUUACCCAAAAUCCUUUGUUGAUGUCAAUUGGAUUGUUAAUAAAAAUGAAAGAAAUUCGAUUUGUAGUUUAAAUUUAAUUUUAAUGUCGCACAAUUUUAAUUAUACAGAAGGAGUAUUUGGUUGCAAAAAUAAUUCUUAUAGAAUACAAAACAUAAAACAUGAAGCAUUUCAAGUGUGCUUAAGAAACUUUUAUCAAGGAUAUUAUGCACCACUAUUAUGUAAAUCCUCAGUGCCUCUUUCUUAUGAAUUUAAAGCAUCAACUAUGAAAGAUGAUGGAUACAAAAAUUCUGCUUUAAUUGCAGUGAUCUGUUUGCUAAUUUUGAUAGUAUUAAUAAUAAUCGUGUUAUUAUUGAAAAAACUAUUGAAGAAGCGAACUGUGUCUGAUUUGUAUAAUGUGUCUGCUGAAGAAAAAAAUGUAUUAAGAAGACAAGCAUCUGCAUCAUUUCAGCAAGAGCCUUGUGUGCGUUAUUCAUAUACUUUAAAAGAACAAAUAGAGAUAUAGGAUAAAUGUGAAAUUUUCAAUUGAUGUGUUAGGGUCCAUGUUUACUUUUUUUUUUUUCAUAUCAUUAUUUUUAUCAGUUUACAUUAUAUGUUUUAUUUUUAAUAUAUAUCAUGAAGUAUAAAAGCAGAGAUUGCAUUUCAUGAAUUAUUGAUUAAAAAAAAGAUAUCUAAGCCCGAAGAUAUCUAAGAAUUUCCCGUUGGUCCUAUUAAUACAUUAUUUAUGACUUUUGAUAUGAGAAACUUUUUGAAUAUAUGCAGAAUAAGGAUUUUAUGAUUAUUUUAUAUUGUAUGCUAUUUUUAUUUCUAAAUAAUGCAAUUUAAUAAAAUAUAACA
This is a messenger RNA of Argiope bruennichi, 3632 nucleotides long. Its product is annotated as internalin I-like. Gene Ontology annotation, molecular function: protein binding. NCBI's taxonomy places the organism in Eukaryota, Metazoa, Arthropoda, Arachnida, Araneae, Araneidae. The coding region runs from base 139 to 3300 and encodes 1053 amino acids. The transcript has 4 exons. The record is from RefSeq and is a predicted model, not a curated record.